AUGAGGAAGCUUGCUGUUGCAGAUUUUGCUAAGGUGAUGCAAGCUGCUCAAGAGAAGAUGAAUGUUUGGGGGAAGAAACAGCUGUCGUUGGCGGGAAGAGCUUUAUUGAUUAAUACUUCAUUAUUAUCUAUCCCAAUGUAUUUAAUGACUCAUUCAGUCAUUCCUAAUGGAGUUCUACACUUUAUUGAGAGGUUGGGGAGGCAGUUUCUUUGGCAGAAGGACCCCAAUAGCAGAGGCAUGCAUUAUGUGGGGUGGCAGGAACUGUGCAAACCAAAGAAUCAAGGAGGUCUUGGGUUCCAUGAUCUUCUCGUCUGGAAAGGUGCUCUCCGUGCUCGGGUUGUAUGGGAUAUGCUCCGGCAUCCUGAGUCUUUCUUAUACAAAAUUCUGUUGGCUAAAUAUGGUAUGAAGCUCUGGGAUAACAACCAGGGGAAGAACUUUUCAGCUACUUGGAAGAUUAUCCAGGAUGGGGCGUAUGCUCUCUGGCCUAUCUUGAGAUGGAACAUUGGCAAUGGAAUUCAUAUUGAUGUGCUCCAGGAUGUUUGGAUUUUGGAUCGCAAUGUUGCAAAGUGGCCUAUGUUUGUGAAUGUGGAGGAGGUGGAAAAUACUAAGGUGUGUGAUUUCCUGAAUACCUCAUUACAGUGGAAUGAGGAGAUGAUUAAGCGGUGCUUUGGAGAUAUUAUAGCCGAACGCAUAUUGGCAAUUGAAGUUAGUAAUGAUACCCAAGUUGAUAGUCCCGAGCUUAUUCACAAUAGAAGGGAUAUGACUGUUGCUGCAAUGGCUUAUAGGGCCAACUUCGGUGUGGAGGAGACCAACUUUUGCUGGCUCUAUAAUCUUAAGCUACAUCCUCGGGAGAGGUUCUUCUGGUGGAGAUUUGUUAAGGAUGCGGUGAUAGUGGUGUUGGCCAAAUGGGGCUUUGUGCUGCCCAGUGUGAAUUCUUUCCCAGAACGGCUUAAGAUCUCCGGCCGUGAUUGCUGCUGCGGUGCUUUCUCUAUUACUGAAGCCGUUCAAAUGGCCAAUACUGGAGCAAUGGUCAAUGCUGAAGCCGUUCAAAUGGCCAAUACUGAAGCCGUUCAAGUGGAUGGAGGGGCAAAUCUGAUGAUGGCCUGCAGAAUGCUGCAAGGAGCCGGGAGGAUAUUGUGGAUAGGGAAGAAAUGCUAUGUCCGGGUGAAGUAUCUUCAACCGGGGAGAUGGGGGAUCGUCUGGUUGCCUCAAAGGUUCUAA
Messenger RNA from Dendrobium catenatum, 1221 nucleotides. RefSeq lists its product as uncharacterized. The record is from RefSeq and is a predicted model, not a curated record. The coding region runs from base 1 to 1221 and encodes 406 amino acids. Lineage: Eukaryota; Viridiplantae; Streptophyta; Magnoliopsida; Asparagales; Orchidaceae. The transcript has 3 exons.